UGAGAAGAGAGGAGAAAAAAUAAUGUCCCACGGACUGAAUAAUGAAAAUGACUUCGCAUGAUCCACACUUACCAUUUCUAGGCACAGUCCUGAACUACAGGGAUGCAUUCAGCUGAGGCCACAUACAUGCUAUACCUUUUAAAAAAAGGUAAAGGUAAAGGAUCCCUGGACGGUUGAGUCAAAGGCGACUAUUGGGGUUGCGGCGCUCAUGUAGCCUUCAGACCAAGGGACCCAGUGUUUGUCCACAGACAGCUUUCUGGGUCAUGUGGCCAGCAGAAGAACACCGUGCCAGAAAACAGAGCAGGAGCUGGGAUAGAGCAACAGGAUCUCACUGCUGACCUUCUAAUUGGCAAGCCAAGAGGCUCAGUGGUUUACACCACAGCGCCACCCAUGUCCUAUGUCCCAUGUCCCAUGUCCCCACCUAUACCUAUACCUUUAAGGCACAUUCAAAGCACAUUCUUUCUCUCAAAUAAUUCUGGCCACUGUAGUUUGUUAAGGGUUGCUGAGAAUUUCACAUAUAGACCUCUCUGUUCUUCCAUCACCAUUCAAAUCUAUCCUAAGACCCCCUUUUCUGCAAACUGGGUUUGUUUCUCUUCCAUGGCAGUUCUUUCCCAGUAAUUACCAAUGUCAACAAAGGCUUUCCUAAAUCCAUAUAUAUGUAUUUUCAUGUUGUGGUAAGUGAAGAAUGAAUAUUAAAUUAAUUAGCUGUGCCAUCCAGCUGCUAGGCGGAGAUGUUAUAGUUCUCCAUAUCUCAAUUACAUUUCCUGAAUGGACAAGUAUGAAUCUUCAGUAGAUAUUACAGAGAUUAGAAGUAGCAAUUAAUGCAAUUACAUAAACAGGUAGAUCAGCCAGGAAUUAACCAGAGGAGUAUAAAAUGCACUCAGAGUUUGUGCUGGAUUUAUUGCGCCUGAAGCAGAAUCAAUGAAGCAUCUGGUUCUUGUGUGAAGGAAAGAGCCGGUUGACGGUCUUUCCAGUUUGGCAUCACUUCACGGCUGAUAGGUGGGUGUCUGGCCAGUGUUCCAGGUUUUGCCUCUAUGUAAGUAUGUGGGGAAUUCAGGAAUGACUGCAUAUUUGUAGAUGUUGGCAACUUGUGCCCUACUGUCAGGGUGCCUCCAGAAUCCACACUGCCACUAUUUUGCAGGAGGGAUUUAAGUGUAUAUCAUAAAUUUAGACGUGUGCAAUUAAAUUGCUUGCUCACCCUAGUACAACAAAUCUACCUUUUUAAAGACAGGCUGCUUGCAGUAAGGAAAGUCACAGGAAAUGUACUGAAAAGCAUGGAAUGAAUUAAUGAGUUGCAGGAAGAUGUAUGGACACUGCACAAGCAAAUCAGGAUGGAUGAUCAUUAAAGACCAGACAUGGGCUUGUAUCCAUUAUAGCACUAAGUAAAUGUCUGCACAAUGCAAGGAUUUCUGCUUGCACAAUAGAAUUCACCUUUCUCCUCCCUUGUGCCCUGCUAAAUCUGUUCUGGCGGUUCUCCCAACUGUCCAAAGCAGAUUUGGUGAGGCUGCAGAGUGUGCACGCAGGGAGAAAACAGGGAAAAAUCCUGUCGCACAAGUAGUUAUCCUUGCAUUGAUGGGAUGAGGAAAAUGGAUACUGCCCAGUGUAUAACCUCUGUGUAAGCUUUCUGCAAGCAAAUUAGAAUGAAUGUUCAAUGAACAGGUCAUGUGGAGGAGCCCUCAGAAAAAGGACUUUUCCUAGGGAGGAUUCUGUGGCAUCAGCCAGAGGCUUGCCAUUCUGUCAUCGCUUUGUUCGUUCAACCUGACACUCUUAGCAGAAGGAGCUCUAUUUUCCCAAGCGAUACUAUAAUACUAGCUUAUGGCUUGCAAAUCCUGAGCAUUAUGUUUGACCUCUUUUUACAGUAUCAUUAACUUUGGUUUUACUGGGGCUGUUCUUAGUUUGCACAGAGGUUUUAGACUGAGGCAACCAUGUACUGAAUGUUAUGUGUUUCUCUGCCUAAAGAAAGGGAGGCUCAAAAAAUUACCAUUGCUUCUUUAUUCCAUCAUUUAAGAAUGCUUGCUACUGUAUGAUUGGCAGAACAUAAUCAUUAUUGUCCAAGUUAUAUGUGCAUGCACCCUGAAGCUCAAGGGUACUUUUUAAGCAUUGCUGAUCCUUAGAUAUGCAAGCGCAUGGGAAUGACAGGAGGAAGAGAAGGGCAAGGUAGCCUUGAUGCAGAGAUUCUCUGUGUCAGGACAAUUGUCUUUCUUCAAGAUACUCGUCUUUGCAGAUGUACAUAUUAUAGUUUAACUAGGAAUUUCCCACUUGGACCUGCCCUCCCUCAAUCUAGCUAGGGCACAAAUAGCUUACUAGUUAUUCUUUAUGUUUAUGUACACAGAGAACCCAUGUACCUGAUUGCAUAGAAAAAAGAUCAGAGAGUUUGGCAAUGGAGACUGGGAAAGUCCCUUAUAUUCUGUUAAUAAGCUACUCCUGACAUCACAAUGUCUAAAGUGACUUUGCCUUGCUUUGUUUUUGCAUGCAGCAUGAAUCCUGCCCCUUUCACCUCUCUCUUCCUAGUCUUUGCCCUGACUUUGGGGCAGAGCAUGUCCCUUUGUGUCCCCGUUGAGUACAUCAUCCACGUGGAGAAGAGAGAAUGUGCCUUCUGCCUGGCCAUCAACACCACCAUCUGUGAAGGAUAUUGCAUGACACGGGUACGUUCUUACAACACACCAUUGAGUCCCUUCUUGGUUGGUUAGGAAAAAAAAGAGUUUUAAGAAGUAGCUUAGGCCUUAGGAGAAAAUAGGAAAGGAUUAUUAGACAACAGAGAAGACGAAUGAGGUGAUAUAAUGGUUUGAGACAUUAUACUAAAUGUGGAGGUGAAAUGGGAGACACUGGAGUAGUUGAGGCUUUGAAUCAAUGGACUUUUCAGAGACAUGGAAGUGAUCAAGGACAGCUAUCUGUCGCAAACUAUCAUCUUGCUUCUACUAUGACAUUUUUUUAAUUUUUGAGGAAAUGAUUUUCCUUAGCACAUUCAAGAAUUAUUUUUUGCUUUUUUAAUUCUCAUGAAAAUUGGGUUAGCCAUGUGGGUUAUAGGGCACUAAAGAAAGUGGAGAAUGUGACUUCACCCCACCAGCACACAGCAGGCCCUCACCCAUUACGUGAUGCUGGCUUAGGGUUGGUGUUGUAGUAGCUCUUCCUCAUGGUCUUCAGUAAUGGAGUGCCAGGAGUGUGGGUAGAGAGAGGUGGAAUCAAUAUGACACUCAUAAAUAGCAACCAAAACAAAAGAACAGCGAUGAAGGGCUGUAGGUAAGAAGAAUGUGGCCGGGGGGGGGGGGGGAAUUGCAAUUACGAUGAUGACCAUCAAUAACUGAUGGGUGGGAACUAAGAGCAGUAUGUAUUGGCAACAAAUUGGAUCUGAAAAAUCAAAGGUCAUGGCGAAAGAUUGCACUCAAAAGGGUACCUGAGCAACAGGUUGAAAAGCAGGAUUAGCAAAGUUCCACCAGUUUAAUGAAGGUAAAUGUUGAAAGAAUGAGCACAUGUUCAGAAAGCAAAUGGCCACUAGAAAAGUGGAGGGCCAAUUCAGAAAGUGAAAAAACCAAAAUACAGAAUUUCAUAUUAACUAUUAAAGUAAUGGGGCAAACCAAAAGAAGAGGGCCAAAAGAAGCAACCCUUCCCCAAAUAAUCAUACCAAGGAACUACACAAGGAACUGAGCUCGUACCACAAAUUCAACAUUAUGGUGGGACUGUGCCUAUGUCAUAGCUUGAAAACCCGUCACAAGGAUGAAAUGGCCUUUCUUGCUUCAGCAGCAGUUACAAAAAUGUGACCGUUGGGGAGGUGUAAGAUGGAGAGAUUUCUAUCUGAGCACAACAUAAAUUAUGCAGGUAGGAUUAAGCAAAAAGCAAUAACCACUGGCAUUCUCUUACAGGACAGCAAUGGUAAGAAGCUGCUGCCCCAGAGCGCCCUGUCCCAGGAAGUGUGCACAUACAAGGACAUGGUGUACAAGACUGUGAUGAUCCCUGGCUGUCAACACCAUGUCGUCUCCUACUAUUCCUAUCCUGUGGCUGUGAGCUGCAAGUGUGGGAAAUGCAACACUGACUACAGCGACUGUGUGCAUGAGGCAAGCAGCACGGAUUAUUGCACUAUACCUCAGAAGCUACAUAACCUAUAAGGCCCCUUCUUUCUCUCUCUUGCACACAAAGACACACUAUCCCUCCUGUCACAUGGCAAGUUUUGGGCAUCCAAGAAUAAAUAGAAUGGUUAGCAUA
Messenger RNA from Podarcis lilfordi (Lilford's wall lizard), 4200 nucleotides. Lineage: Eukaryota; Metazoa; Chordata; Lepidosauria; Squamata; Lacertidae. The record is from the annotation of a GenBank genome assembly.